Molecule: messenger RNA, 1464 nt
Organism: Pyrenophora tritici-repentis Pt-1C-BFP
Lineage: Eukaryota; Fungi; Ascomycota; Dothideomycetes; Pleosporales; Pleosporaceae
Source: RefSeq, a predicted model, not a curated record
AUGGAUGACUACGAGUUGGAUCGCAUUGCAUCGGACAACCCCGCUCUGACUACGCCUGCGGCUCAGCGCGCUCCUAUCUCGCGCCAAAGAGUUCGUGGCGGAACAAGGACAUCUACGACUAGCAAACCAGUCACGCCUGAAGAGCUGACAAAGUACGAUGUCGGCUGGCGCAGGGUCGUCAGGAACUUCUCACCAUCAUGGUUCUCCGUGACCAUGGGUACCGGGAUCGUAUCUUUACUUUUUGUCGCCAUCCCCUUCAAAGCAGAUUGGCUAUUCUGGCUCUCGGUCUUCUUCUUUGGACUCAACACCAUCCUCUUCUCCUGCGCCUUCUCAAUCUCCGUCUUCCGAUAUGUGGUCUACCCUGAGAUAUGGACUGUCAUGAUUGCCGACAGUGUUAAUUCACUCUUCCUUGGAACUAUACCGAUGGGCUUUGCCACUCUCGUUUCAGCCUGGUGUUCGUUGUGUAUCCCGUACUGGGGACCCUGGGCCGUUACGUUUGCCUGGGUGUGCUGGAUGAUUGACUCUGUGGUCGCAGUGUCAGUCACUAUUUCACUUACAGUAUUACUGAUAUCUGCGUCGAAUCGGCAGGCGUUGGACCGGAUUACUGCAGCACAGCUACUACCGAUUGCUGCAUCUAUUGUCGCUGCUGGCACGGGUGCUAGAGUGGCUGAACAUCUACCCAAUCCAGAGCAUGCGCUCGGGACGAUAUUGGCGUCAUACAUCAUGUGGGGCACGGCUACUCCCCUUGCCAUGACAGUCUUAGUGAUGUACUACACGCGACUAGCUCUACACAAACUUCCACCACGGGAGAUUGUUGUUUCAUCUUUCCUGCCGCUGGGUCCUUUGGGAAUGGGUGGCUAUUCCAUCACACAUCUUGGUUUGGUUGGCCGUCAAGUGUUUCCCAAGACGCAGUUCCUCGCCAGCAUUCCCGUAGCAGGCGACAUCUUCUUCGUACUCGGCGUCUUCAUAGCCUUAAUUAUGUGGGCUUUUGGGCUUACUUGGCUGUGUUUUGCGCUGGCGUCCAUAUACAAGUCUCGUCCGUUUCCUUUCAACAUGGGAUGGUGGGGCUUCACAUUCCCACUCGGAGUCAUGGCGCUCAGUACGAUAGAGCUGGGGAACAUCUUUCCGAGUCUCUUCUUUAGGGUAUUGGGAACAAUGUUCGCAACUUCCGUCGUUUUUCUCUGGUGUGUAGUGGCAGUUGGCACGGCACGGGGUGCAUGGAAAGGUCAUCUAUUCUAUGCACCGUGUCUCAAAAACCUACCUAAGAAAGAAAUCAUAGGAGAGACCGAAGCACAGAAAGAGAAGGGGCAACUGUAAACAGGAGCUCCUCUUUCUGUGAACACAAGAGCAAACUUCACGUUGCUGGAAAGACAUCAAAAUAGGGAGUUUGGGAUGCCUUCUCAGAUAUCAUCAUGUUCAUUGCAUUUCGUUAGGAUAUGGUGAUAUAUAAUGCUCCUCAAACAA